CGGUUCAGUCAAUAGUGUCGCUAGAGGGCGCUAUUUUUUUCCGCUCUUUCUAUAUGGCUUGCAGGAGAUUUGAUCGCAUUCCGGAAGUGACGUCAAAUUCCGAAGCAGGCAGCCGAAAUGGCGUUGGAUGGGUUGGAUCAUAUGGAGACCGAAGAUAUCAAAGGGGGCUCUGGUCUUAGGCAGUAUUAUCUGUCCAAAAUAGAGGAGCUUCAGUUGACGGUGAAUGAUAAGAGCCAGAACCUUCGGCGUCUGCAGGCACAGAGGAAUGAGCUCAAUGCCAAAGUGCGUCUCUUGCGUGAGGAGCUGCAGCUGCUGCAGGAGCAGGGUUCCUAUGUAGGGGAGGUGGUGAGGGCCAUGGACAAGAAGAAGGUGCUAGUUAAGGUACAUCCGGAGGGGAAGUUUGUCGUGGAUGUAGAUAAGAACAUUGAUAUCAAUGAUGUCACUCCGAACUGCCGUGUGGCCCUCCGCAAUGACAGUUACACCCUACACAAGAUCCUUCCUAACAAAGUGGACCCCCUGGUAUCUCUGAUGAUGGUGGAGAAAGUGCCAGACUCCACAUAUGAGAUGAUCGGAGGCCUGGACAAGCAGAUCAAGGAGAUCAAGGAGGUGAUCGAGCUGCCAGUCAAGCAUCCAGAGCUCUUUGAGGCCCUUGGAAUUGCACAGCCCAAGGGAGUGCUUCUCUAUGGUCCUCCAGGGACUGGGAAGACCCUGCUGGCUCGAGCAGUAGCCCAUCACACUGAUUGCACCUUCAUCAGGGUAUCUGGCUCAGAGCUGGUGCAGAAGUUCAUUGGAGAGGGGGCCCGGAUGGUGCGGGAGCUCUUUGUCAUGGCCCGGGAGCACGCACCCUCCAUAAUCUUCAUGGACGAGAUCGAUUCCAUCGGCUCCUCACGCCUUGAGGGAGGCUCUGGUGGAGACAGCGAGGUGCAGAGGACUAUGCUGGAGCUGCUCAACCAGCUGGACGGCUUUGAGGCCACCAAGAACAUCAAGGUCAUCAUGGCCACGAACCGUAUCGACAUCCUGGACUCUGCCCUUCUCAGACCUGGUCGCAUCGACAGGAAGAUAGAAUUCCCUCCCCCCAAUGAAGAGGCCCGUUUGGACAUCCUGAAGAUCCAUUCCCGCAAGAUGAAUCUGACCCGUGGAAUCAAUCUGCGUAAGAUCGCCGAGCUGAUGCCUGGAGCCUCUGGAGCAGAGGUCAAGGGUGUCUGUACGGAGGCCGGCAUGUACGCUCUGAGAGAAAGAAGAGUGCAUGUCACCCAGGAGGAUUUUGAGAUGGCCGUCGCAAAGGUGAUGCAGAAGGACAGUGAGAAGAACAUGUCUAUUAAGAAGCUCUGGAAGUAAACUCUGAGAAACCAACAACUGUAUAUUAUUUUUUAGUAUUCUUUAGGAUUUGACUGUAAUUGUUCUGCUCUAUAAAUAAAUGGUGUAAAUCCCUAA
This is a messenger RNA of Brienomyrus brachyistius, 1434 nucleotides long. It is a transcript of the gene psmc5, whose product is annotated as proteasome 26S subunit, ATPase 5. Gene Ontology annotation, biological process: proteasome-mediated ubiquitin-dependent protein catabolic process. Gene Ontology annotation, cellular component: proteasome regulatory particle, base subcomplex. NCBI's taxonomy places the organism in Eukaryota, Metazoa, Chordata, Actinopteri, Osteoglossiformes, Mormyridae. Gene Ontology annotation, molecular function: ATP hydrolysis activity; ATP binding; proteasome-activating activity. Bases 118 to 1338 code for a protein of 406 amino acids. The record is from RefSeq and is a predicted model, not a curated record. The transcript is spliced from 12 exons.